Labrus mixtus (cuckoo wrasse) is the source of this 1813-nucleotide messenger RNA. RefSeq names its product cAMP responsive element binding protein 3-like 4 (gene creb3l4). Gene Ontology annotation, biological process: regulation of transcription by RNA polymerase II. The transcript has 10 exons. Gene Ontology annotation, cellular component: nucleus. The record is from RefSeq and is a predicted model, not a curated record. Bases 215 to 1528 code for a protein of 437 amino acids. Lineage: Eukaryota; Metazoa; Chordata; Actinopteri; Labriformes; Labridae. Gene Ontology annotation, molecular function: DNA-binding transcription factor activity, RNA polymerase II-specific; RNA polymerase II cis-regulatory region sequence-specific DNA binding.
GUAGAAGAAGAUGAGAGAAGUAGGAAGAGAGGGCGUCUCUUUUAUUGCCAGCUGGACUUUCUUAUUUACACUGAGCAGAGAGAGAGCGGCGUGUUGUGUCCGGUGUCCGGUGUCCGUCCUCCUGCAGCGGCUGAUGGGCCGAGCCGCGAGGAAGAACCGGAAACAACAACAAUAACAAAACGAAGAAGAAGAAGAAGGUUGUGAUUGCACUGUCAUGGAUGCAGAGAGCGGCGAGCUGUUUCUGGGCAGCGUGUCGGCAGAAAGCUGGCAGCUCGACGCUCCUUUCUCCUGCUCCGAACUUAUCUUCAGCGGCUCGGAGAAACCCCUGCAGGACUGGGCAGUAGACCCCGAUUGUACGCUAAACGACAGCGAGUCAGAGGACGUCCUUCACGCCGUGGAUCCUAACGAGGUGUUUCCCACCGCGCCGACCGCCGACCCCUCGUCCGAGAGCGACAGUGGCAUCUCUGAGGACCCCGUGGUGGAGAGUCCCGUCACCACGGCGGGGGACAUCUUGACGGCGGUGAGCACGGCGGUCGUCCAGCCGGCUGCCGCGGGGGCGACGGUCUACCAGGUGGUUUAUGACAUCAGCAGUCUGGGCGGCGUGAAGACCGAACCUGGACAGGAGAACAUGAUCUCCAUAGAGCUUGAUGAGUGGAGCUCCCAGAUGUUGUUUUCAGACUCGUGCAUCGUGAACGAGCUCCCCGUGCUCUCCGCCGCCGCUCGCCUCGACGGCAGUGUGUCCACCGUCGCCCCUCCCAGCCCCGACGCCGAUCUGCUGUACCCGGACCUCCAGCUGACGGAGGAGGAGCAGAAGCUGCUGACACAGGAAGGAGUCGCUCUGCCCAACAACCUUCCUCUCACCAAGGCCGAGGAAAGGAUCCUGAAAAAAGUGAGGAGGAAAAUCCGGAACAAGCAGUCAGCUCAGGACAGCCGCCGGAGGAGGAAGGAGUACAUCGACGGGCUGGAGGGCAGGGCAGCAGCGUGCUCAGCACAGAACAAAGAGCUUCAGAGGACGGUGGAGCAGCUGGAGAAACGCAACAUGUCUCUGCUGGGUCAGCUGAGACAGCUUCAGACUCUGAUCAAACAGACGGUCAGUAAAGGAGCGCAGACCAGCACCUGCUUACUGAUCAUCCUCGUCUCUCUGGGUCUGAUCAUCAUGCCGAGUUUCAGUCCGUUCAAACGUCUAUCGUCUGCGGACGACGACUACAGACCAACAGGAGUUAUUUCCAGAAACAUCCUGACAGACCCCGCCUCCUUCCAGCCAGUGGCGGCGGAGGAAGCAGACGCUCCAGCGGUCCAGUCGGACUCCUCAUUACCCCCCUCUGAGCUCGGCCAAUCAGGAGCUCCGGACGGUGAACCAAAAGAAAACCCUGAAAUAACAGACUCAGACGGGACGAACCAGGAGGGGAGCCAAUCAGGGAACAGCUCCGCUCCUGUUGCCGGGCAGACUGAGUCUGUGGUGACGGGUCUGAGGUCCAAAAGAGGAAGCAACGACCCCGCCAAACCUGCACACGCUGACGAGAUGUAGACAAACUGUUUGACGUCAUGUCAGGACGAUAGUUGUUGGUGAUGUCAGUCGACCUCGUGGCGUUGAGGUCUCAUGACCGGCAGCAACGGACGCUCUUACUAAUCGAUGCCCGAUACGCUCAGCCUUAAUCGAUCGGUGGUGGUCUUAAACUUUUCUGAUUUGGAAAGCAGAUCCUGAAACGUGGUCGCUUGUUCGCUGAUGGAUUUUUAUAAACAGAGGUCAAAUGAAGUUCAAGGUGGUUUUUUUUCAGACUUUAACCAAAAUAAAAGAUUUUACUAAACUCGC